Messenger RNA from Dreissena polymorpha, 5711 nucleotides. Its product is annotated as polyribonucleotide nucleotidyltransferase 1, mitochondrial-like. The record is from RefSeq and is a predicted model, not a curated record. Gene Ontology annotation, biological process: mitochondrial mRNA catabolic process; mitochondrial RNA 3'-end processing. Gene Ontology annotation, molecular function: polyribonucleotide nucleotidyltransferase activity; 3'-5'-RNA exonuclease activity; RNA binding. Bases 12 to 2327 code for a protein of 771 amino acids. The transcript has 23 exons. Gene Ontology annotation, cellular component: cytosol; mitochondrion. NCBI's taxonomy places the organism in Eukaryota, Metazoa, Mollusca, Bivalvia, Myida, Dreissenidae.
UGGCAGCGCCCAUGAUGUCAAGAUUAAAAGUGACGUCGGGAAAGUUAAAUCAUUUUUGUAGUAAAAAAAUAUUUCUUAGGACUAAUAAUCACACCAAAAACACGUGGAAAACAUUGUAUCAUUCGCUUACUAUUGAUACAGGUGGCGAACAGAGGUUAUAUUUAGAAGUGGGAAAGCUUGCAAGAUUUGCAGAUGGAUCAGUAGUUGCCACUUGUGGGGAUACAGCAGUGCUUGUUGCCAUUUCUGGCAGUACGCAGCAAAGUCCUGGUGCACAAUUUCUACCAUUGACUGUUGAUUUCCGUCAAAAAGCUGCUGCAGCUGGUAGAAUACCAACGAACCAUCUAAGAAGAGAUCUGGGGCCUUCUGACCGAGAAAUUCUCAUCAGCAGAGUUAUAGAUAGAUCCUUGAGAGCAAAAUUUCCUGAUAAUUAUUUCUGUGAAACACAGAUCACUUGCAAUGUCCUGUCUAUAGAUGGAGUCAAUGAUCCAGAUGUCAUAAGCAUAAAUGGAGCUUCAGCAGCCUUGGCAGCCUCGAUGUUGCCUUGGAACGGUCCGGUUGGCGCGGUAAGGGUCGGCUACACCUCACAACAGGACUUCACCAUCAAUCCCAGCAGACGACAACAGCAGCAGGGCCUGGGUAGCGUCAUUGUAACCAGUGAUGAGAACGAGAAUGUGUUGAUGUUGGAAGGGGAGACAAAGAUUGUUGACUACAGGACGUUCAUUAAUGGCAUAAUGGAAGGCACUCGGAAUGCUGCCAAGAUCGCGAGGGAGAUUGGACAGUUGACCAGCCCCAGAAAGAGGGUCCACACAUUGACUCAGCAGGACGGGCCUAGCAAGGAUUUGCUUCAGGAGAUCGAGAGCAUUCACGGUGAAAAAGUUUUAGCAGUCUUAACAGAUUCUAGUCAUGAUAAGAUUUCAAGGGAUACAGCUUUAAAGAAUGCACGAUACACCACGCUGACCAAACUUCAAGAAAAUCCCAGACCAGACGUACCUCCUCAGAAACUUCACGAUGCUGUCAGUAUUGUUGAAAAGAAGCUUAUUCGUCAACAAAUCCUUGACAGUUCAAAAAGGUGUGAUGGACGUCUGCUUGAGGAGGUGCGGCCUAUCUCCAGCUCUGUGGGUCUGUACGCUCCACUGCACGGCUCGGCCCUCUUCCAGAGGGGUCAGACACAGGUCCUGUGCUCAGUCACCUUUGACUCCCUGCAGGCGUCCCUUAAAGCUGACCCCAUUUCUGUGAUGACUGGUGCCAUUAAAGAAAAGAACUUCAUGUUACAUUAUGAGUUUCCAGCAUAUGCCACAAAUGAGGUGCGGUCACCUGGGAUAAAAAACAGGAGAGAGCUUGGACAUGGGUCCCUAGCAGAAAAGGGUUUGCGUCCCAUCAUUCCCAAUGAGUUCCCCUUUAGUAUACGUCUCAGUGCAGAAGUACUGGAAUCUAAUGGUUCAUCCUCCAUGGCGUCCAUCUGCGCAGGCUGCCUUGCCCUGAUGGAUGCAGGUGUACAGAUCCGUGAGCCCGCAGCGGGUGUGGCCAUGGGUCUUGUGACUGACCUCACAGACAAACAGAAGAAGUACACAGUGCUCACUGAUAUACUGGGCCUUGAGGACUAUUUUGGAGACAUGGAUCUGAAGGUGGGAGGGACUAAGUCAGGGAUCACAGCUAUCCAGAUGGAUCUCAAGAUUCCAGGGAUACCCCUUGCUGUGCUCAAACAUGCCAUCUCUCAGAGUCAAGUGGGUAUUUCUCAUGUCAUUGAUCGGAUGUUGGAGACGUCAGGCUUGAACAAACCCAGGCCCACUUUUAAACCUAACGGUCCUGUUAAAGAGACUAUAACAGUGCUGCCUGCCCGUAGGGCUGCCUUCAUGGGACCAGGGGGUCAUAACAUCCGGAAAAUUCAGUAUGACAUUGGUGUCACUCUGUCGGCCCUCGAUGAGACGACAUACGAGGUGUUUGCUCCCAACAAAGAGGCCAUGGAGGAAGCCAUGGAGGCCAUCAAUGCUCUGCUGCAGUCCAAGAAAGAACCUGAACUUGAAUUCAAUGCAGUGUAUGAAUCAAAAAUUGUUGAAAUCAGAGAGACUGGAGUGCUAGUUCAGCUGCAUCCUGCCAUGGACCCAGUGUUCCUGCCUAACAGACAGCUGGACCACAGACAGGUUCAGCAUGCCAGUGCCCUGGGUCUGCAGGUCGGUCAGAUGAUGCAGGUGAAGUACUAUGGGCGUGACCCGGUCACUGGUCAUCACCGGCUGUCCAGAAAGGCUAUACAGGCUCUGUCCACUAAGACCUUCCAAUAUAUGGACACUGACAAUGAAAAGGGCAUCAAGAAAAAACGAAAACCUUGAACACGUGUUGUCUGCUUUGUCUUUUGAGAUGUUGAAUAUUUUAUUAUACCCCCACAAACAAAGUUUAGGGGGGGAAAAUAGGAGUGAACUUGUCGAUCGGUCUGUCAGUCUGUCUGUCAGUCCGUAUUAAGUUUCCGCUCUCUAAUUCAAGUAGUUUUCAUCCGAUCUUCACCAAACUUGGUCUGAAGAUGUAUCUACAUGAUGUCUAGGCCAAGUUUGAACAUGGGCCUUGCUGGGUCAAAAACUAGGUCACGGGGUCACUUAGUGCGUUUUAAACAUUCAGCAUGUUGUCCGCUCUCUAAUUCAAGUAGUUUUCAUCCGAUCUUCACCAAACUUGGUCAGAAGUUGUAUCUAGAUGAUGUCUAGACCAAGUUCGAACAUGGGCCUUGCCGGGUCAAAAACUAGGUCACGGGUCACUUAGUGCGUUUUAAACAUUCAGCAUGUUGCUCUCUAAUUCAAGUAGUUUUCAUCCGAUCUUCACCAAACUUGGUCAGAAGUUGUAUCUAGAUGAUCUUAAGGCCAAGUUCGAACAUGGGCCUUGCCGGGUCAAAAACUAGGUCAUGGGGUCACUUAGUGCGUUUUAAACAUUCAGCAUGUUGUCCGCUCUCUAAUUCAAGUAGUUUUCAUUCGAUCUUCACCAAACUUGGUCAGAAGUUGUAUCUAGAUGAUCUUAAGGCCAAGUUCGAACAUAGGCCUUGCCGGGUCAAAAACUAGGUCACGGGGUCACUUAGUGCGUUUUUUAACAUUCAGCAUGGUGUCCUCUCUCUAAUUCAAGUAGUUUUCAGCCGAUCUUCACCAAACUUGGUCAGAAGUUGCAUCUAGAUGAUCUUAAGGCCAAGUUCGAACAUGGACCUUGCCGGGUCAAAAACUAGGUCACGGGGUCACUUAGUGCAUUUUUUAACAUUCAGCAUGGUGUCCUCUCUCUUAUUCAAGUAGUUUUCAUCCGAUCUUCACCAAAUUUGGUCAGAAGUUUUAUCUAGAUGAUCUGAAGGCCGAGUUCGAACAUGGGCCAUGCCAAAUCAAAAACUAGGUCACAGGGUCACUUAGUACGUUUUACACAUUGAGCAUGGUGUCGGCUCUCUAUUUAAAGUAGUUUAAAUCCGAUCUUCACCAAACUUGGUCAGAAGUUUUAUGGAGAUGAUAUUAAGGCCAAGUUAGAACAUGGGCCUUUCUGGGUCAAAAACUAGGUCAAGGAGUCACUUAGUGCGUUUUAAAAAUUGAGCAUGGUGUCCACUGUUUUUUGUGAAAGACGACAUGCAAAAUAUUAUGUGUCAAUGCGGCGUGUGGGGGUAUUCGUCACGUCUGUGACAAAUCUCUAGUUGUGUUUACAGUGAAGUCUGAAAAAAUAGUCUUUAUCAGUAUGUGGGCACUGAGGAUUGGAAUGGUGGCAUGAUGAAUUGAAGAGCUUUCAUCGCUCUCCACUUUGAUGCAAACAGUUAAGAAGUGUACAAUAUUAAAUUCCAGCUGUAGUUGAGUCUGUUACAUAAAAAACUUUGAAAUUGUCAUAUUUUCUUUACUGUUGAGAUACCUUUUUAGCUCACCUGAGCAUGUUGAGCUGUUGUGGUCACCUUUUGUCUGUAGUGUGUCCUCUGUCGUGCGUUGACAACUUGUACAUUAUAAACGCUCUAGAUGCCACAUUUAUUGUCCAAUCUUCAUAAAACUUGGUCAGAACAUGUGUCCCAAUGAUAGCUUGGACGAGUUCCAAAAUGGUUCUAGUUUGUUGAAAAACAUGGCUGCAAUGGAGCAUGUUAACACUCUAGAAGACACGUGUAUUGUCCAAUCUUCAUAAGAAUGAGUCUCAACAUUAGUUCUAAUGAUAUCAUGGAUGAGUUCGAAAAUGAUUCCAGUUUGUUGAAAAACAUGGCUGCCAGGGGGCUGGGCAUUUUUCCUUACAUGGCUGUAUUAAAACCUUUUUAAAUCUAAAGAAGUCACAUUUUUGUUUUAAUGAUAUCUGGGCUCAUUUCGAAAAUAGUUAUGUUCUUUAAAAAAAACCUUGGCUGUCUGGGGUGUGGCAUUUUUUCCCAGGUGUACCUGCAUUAUAAAGAUGAGGAAAGUGGAAAGAAGUGAAAUUCUUGAAUCUGCCAGUAAUUUCCUCCUUUGUGUACCACUGUGAUACUUUGUUUUAACUCUGUACAUCAUUCAAUUGGGUUUUAUAAUCAACUUUGAAAUAUGUUGCUUGUUCGUGACUUACAGAUUUAAAGAAGUACAUUUUAAGUCAUGUCUAGAUAAUAUUGGGUAUUUUGCAAAGUUCUGUUUAUUGAAGAGAUUGUAAACUAAAAAUCAUAAAUGUGUGAGCUGUCUUUAAAUCUGAUGCAAACCAUCACUACACUAAACAGCAUUUUGUAUUUGUUGAAGUUUUUGUUAUUUCAGUAUUAUAUGAUUUUGUAAAAACUUUUUUUUAUUGAAAGUAAGGUUGAAUAUAUUGGUUUUAUGUAGAAAUUCAUUUUAAAAAUAUAUUUUCAUUGAAUAUUAAACCAGUAUCGUACACAAUAAGAUAUUUAUAAAAACGUGAAAUUUACAUAAAAUUUAAUUGAAUAUAUAUUUGAUUUUUAGCUCGACUAUUAUAUAUGAAAUAUAUAUAGUGGAGCUAUCCUACUCACGUUAGCGUUCCCGUUAGCGUGCAAAUGUUAAAGUUUGUGUACCACCCUAAAUAUUUUCAAUGUCCCUUGACAUAUUGCUUUAAUAUUUGGCAUACUUCUUUACUAACAUGACCCCAACCUAUACACAAGAGCAGACAACUGUAUCAAGAAUUUUGUAAGAAUUAUGGCCCUUUUUUCACUUAGAAUAUGCAUAUUAUUGAUAAAUCUAUGUUAAAGUUUGCGUAACACCUCAAAUAUUUUCAUUGUCCCUUGACAUGUUGCUUUAAUAUUUUGCAUACUUCUUAACCAACAUGACCCCAACCUAUACACAAGAGCAGACAACUGUAUCAAGCAUUUUGUAAGGAUUAUGGUCUUUUUUCCACUUAGAAUAUGCAUAUUACUUUAGUUACAUUGCCAUAACUUCUUUAUUUAUGAUCAGAUUUUAUUAAUACUUUGACAAAACAACAAUUACCUGAAUACCACAAUGGAUUCCACCCAAACACCCCAACCCAGAAUCCCUGCCCCCCCCCCCAAAAAAAAAAAUUUCUUAAAGAUCAUCUAUUAAAUGACCACACACCCACAUUAUACCCCUCUUUCCAUGAUGGCGUACGUUAUACUGUCAAGCACUCGAAUAGUCGAGCGCGCUGUCCUCUGACAGCUCUUGUUUAUUUGAACUAGUAUGUCAGCUUUAAUUGUAUAAUUUCAGUUGUGUUUAUAUGGAAAUAACCCAAUGAGGCCUUCUUGAAUAAAUUGUUCCUUGAAAUUUAAGGUUUCUAUGUUUCUAGAAUAUAUAUUAAAAAACCAA